AUGGUCAGCUUGCCCCGCCCCUCGGAUGCAGACGGCUCCAUUGCCCCACGCCCACCCCACCCCCGCCUUCUUCCGCUCAGAAACCGGAAGUGGGACUGCGGACCUAGGAGCCAGGCCGGAAGCAGCUCAGGGCUAGAGUCUCGCUCCGAGCGCACUGCCGUCAAAUCCUUGCUGCUGCCCCUGGCUGUCGCCUCCCAAGAAAAGUCGUGGGACCAUGUCGAAUAUGGAGAGUAUCCUUUCCUUUCUGAAAAGCUGCUGCUAGGGUUUAAAGAGGUGGGGGAGAGGAGAGCCUGGGGCCCCGGAAGGCUAAUGUCACCUGUUCUUUCAGUGAAUUUAUCCACUUCUGAAAAAUCGAAGGAGAGUGGUGUGGAAGCAGGCGACAGUUUGCCAGAGGUUUGGGGCAGAGUUUCCGAACACCUAUUUAACUUGAAGUUUGCUGCAAAAGAACUUAAUAGGAAUGCCAAGAAAUGUGAUAAAGAAGAAAAGGCUGAAAAGGCCAAGAUUAAAAGCGUCAUUCAGAAAGGCAAUACAGAAGUUGCAAGAAUACAUGCUGAAAAUGCAAUCCGCCAGAAGAACCAAACAAUUAAUUUCUUGAGAAUGAGUGCUAGGGUUGAUGCUGUGGCAGCCAGAGUUCAAACUGCAGUAACAAUGGGCAAGGUAACCAGGUCCAUGGCAGGUGUAGUUAAGUCUAUGGAUGCUACAUUGAGGAGUAUGAACCUUGAAAAGAUUUCUGCCCUGAUGGACAAAUUUGAACAGCAGUUUGAAACACUGGAUGGUCAAACGCAACAAAUGGAAGACACAAUGAGUAGUACUACAACCCUAACAACACCACAAAACCAGGUGGAUAUGCUGCUUCAAGAAAUGGCAGAUGAAGCUGGCCUUGAUCUCAGUAUGGAACUACCACAAGGUCAAACAGGUUCUUUUGGCACAAGUGUUGCUUCCAUGGAACAGGAUGAACUAUCACAGAGACUUGCUCGUCUACGUGAUCAAGUGUAA
This is a messenger RNA of Mesoplodon densirostris (Blainville's beaked whale), 996 nucleotides long. RefSeq names its product charged multivesicular body protein 1B2-like. Gene Ontology annotation, biological process: endosome transport via multivesicular body sorting pathway; protein transport; late endosome to vacuole transport. NCBI's taxonomy places the organism in Eukaryota, Metazoa, Chordata, Mammalia, Artiodactyla, Ziphiidae. The transcript has 10 exons. The record is from RefSeq and is a predicted model, not a curated record. Bases 1 to 996 code for a protein of 331 amino acids. Gene Ontology annotation, cellular component: ESCRT III complex; multivesicular body.